Molecule: messenger RNA, 3257 nt
Organism: Silurus meridionalis
Lineage: Eukaryota; Metazoa; Chordata; Actinopteri; Siluriformes; Siluridae
Product: interleukin-6 receptor subunit alpha-like
Exons: 10
Coding region: 226-1785 (519 amino acids)
Biological process (GO): cytokine-mediated signaling pathway
Cellular component (GO): membrane; external side of plasma membrane
Molecular function (GO): protein binding; cytokine receptor activity
Source: RefSeq, a predicted model, not a curated record
AGAGAGAGAGAGAGCAAAGGGGAAGAACUUUAGGGAAAACAACUGCCCAGCUACCAUAAUAGUUUUAAGAACUGGACGCAGACUGAGCUGGAUUUUAAACAGAAGUAUGGACUAAAAAAAUUACACCAGUGAGGACAACAUGAGGUUACAUUUAAUAAUCUAUCCUUUAAGUUUCUUAUGACGUUUGUCUUCAUCAGCUGCAUUUAUUUAGUGACUUAGUGAGCCAUGAGCCUCAAAACUGCACUUACUCUUCUAAUACUGUUUGCGGCCAAAGUUCACUGUGGUCAGGAGAAUCCUGCGUGUCCUCGCAAAGAAUCCAAUACUGGAGCGCUGGCCUUGAAUGUGGGGUCGGAGGUCAUCCUGGGCUGCAGGGGAGAUGUAACUGUGGAUAGCAUGUCAUUAAUAAUGAGAAGAAAGCACAACAAGAGACUUGAGAGAAGAGGAGAUGCAACUAGUCAUUGGAAAGCACAAAAAGGAAGUCCUGUUAUUAUGGGAAUACACAAUGCAGAAACUCCAAACUCUGCCUCCACUGGAAAGUACAAACUGAAUACUGUAACUGGAAUAUAUGCUAAAGGCAGUGAAUCUGUGAGCACUGCUAACCCGGCUAAAAACUCAAAGGCACAAAUGGGAAGUGGGCAAAUUUUGCAGGCUGUCAAUCAAACCAUAAAACUUAACAGGGCUUUUAGUGUAAUCGUGGAAAUGGGGUUGAGCAUUAAGAAGAAUACCGGCACAGAAUAUGUGGAGGAGGAUAAGGAUUAUGACGAGAGCAUGAAGAAAUCGAAAGUGACCAGGUCUAUUAAGAGGCGAGCACAAUGGACUUUGAAUGGAAAACUCAUGCAAGAUGGUGUAGAACAUGGUGGGGCUUUGAGACUCCCUGCUCUUCAGCUGACAGACUCAGGGAACUACAGCUGCUACAGGAAAAGCAAACUAGUUUCAUCGAUUAGAAUCGAAGUUGGAAUUCCUCCAAAGAGUCCUACUUUGUCAUGCUACAAGAAAUCUCACAUCAGCAACAUCUGGUGUGAGUGGAUAUCUAAACAGCCCAUCAUUCCACAACCACAGUGUUACCUGCUUCUCAGGAAAGGAUUGGAGAAGAUCACUCAUGUGAACUGUUCAUACUCUGCCGCACGCUCCUGCUGCUGGUGUGUGUUACCCAGUAUGGAAAAUGAUAGAAAUGUGUAUACAGCUAAACUAUGUGUGACCAACACAGCAGGCAAUGCCACCAGCUCUCCAUUCAACUACAUUACUCAAAAUAUCAUUAAGCCUGAUCCCCCAGAUGAAGUUAAAGUAAUGUCAGUGAUGGGUGAGCAUAACAUGCUGAAUGUCACUUGGUCUUUACCUGCGACCUGGAUGUGGGAGCAAUACUACACCCUUCAGUUUCAGCUUCGAUAUCGUCCUCUACGUGCGAGAGAGUACCAGAACGUGGAAACAGGUAGAAGAGAUUGGUUGAUUUUGGACGCUCUGCCAUACACCAACUAUGAGAUUCAGAUUCGAGCAAAAGACGAGUAUGAAGGGCAGUGGAGCGAGUGGACCAGUCCUGUGCAUGCACACACAUGGACCGCUUCCGGAACCACUGUUGCCCCUGUUAUUAAUACCAGUCUGGAUACGAUUUGGACAUUUCCUGUUGGCCAUGAGGAGUCAGAAAAUGAAGUGGACAUUAGGCCUGCUGCUGAUCGUGAUGCUGCAUUAUGGGUGUAUGUGCUAUCGGUGGUGGGAAUAUGUCUCCUCAUUACAAUCGUCACUCUCUCUGUCUACUUUCUCAGGUACACCUUCUACCACAUCAUCUAACUCACUCAAGAGUAUUUCCUCCUCCUCCAUCUCGCAACCUAUCUGCUGAAGACUAUGUCUACAAAUUGUGGAACAAUUUCAAGGACAAAAAUCAAUAUUGGAUGUUUGUGAUCUUCAGGCUCUCAGGCGGCACUGCAUUUAAAACAGUCAUGACUCUGUAAUGGAAGUCACUGUAUGGGCUCAAUAACACCACCAGAAAUCAUUGUGUGGGAGCACAGUUUGCCAUGUCACCCAAAAAUGCAGGUUAAAUCUCUAACAUGCAAAGAAGAAGGCAUGCAUUGACAUGAUCCAGAAAUGUCACCAUUCUCUCUGGUCCAAAGCUCUUUUUAAAUGUACUGAGGCAGGAAGUGGAAAACUGCUCUGUGGUCAGACAAAUCAAAAUUAUAAUUAUUUAUUUUUGGAAACCAUUAACACCAUUUUUCUCUAAAAAGUGGAUGUUGAAAUAUGUCUGUCACUGCUAACUCUGAUAAGUAUUUAUGUAAAUCAGUGGUUUCUUAUGCUGGUAAUUCUAAUAAACUUUUCUUCUGCAGCAGAGGUAGUCGAGGCACACGUUCUUUUGCACAGGUCAACAAAUGGUCUAAAACACAUUAAGAAAGCAAGAUAUGUAACAUAUUAACACUUGACAAAGCAAGUCCGAUUUCAGGUGACUACCUCAUGAAUAUGAUGAGAGAAUGCCAUGAGUUUGCCAAGCUGUCAUUAAAGUUAAAUGUAACUAUUUUGGACAAUCUAAAAAAUAAAACAAACUCUGUUUUGUUUAACACAUUUUUGUUUACUACACAGAUAAAACAUUUUGACUGGUACUGUAUAUACUGACAUGCAUACAUGUGUCAUAUCAGCAAGAAAGUUGUAUAUUUUUUUUCAUGCACAAUAAAGAAAUGAAUGAAUAAAAUGCAUUGAUUUAAAUGAUCAGACGAUUGUCAGUUCAAAUCUCAGUGGUGUCUCAGUGGUACCCUUAUCCUUGUUCGUUGUAUCUUGUUGUCUUGAAAGAACAGCAAAAGCCACAUUUAUGAAUUUAGAGACAUCCUAGAUGUCCUUCGGUGUGGGGCAGGAAUACACCCUGGAUGAUCCGCAAGUCAACUGAAGGGCACCACACACAUUCAUCUUUUGUUAACAGAAGGAGAAAACCAGAGAACCAUAUGAAAAAAAUGGAGGUGGCAUGAGCCCUGGAUUUAGCAACAGACCCUUAUUGGGAAACCCUAUCUACUGUACCACCAUGCCAUGCUUAAAGUAUUUCUUGUGUACGGAUGUAAUGUAAUGUGCUGUAUGUGCUGUAAAUUAGCUGUACUUAUUCAUGAGUCUUUUUUUUUUAGUUUAUGACUUAAUGACUGCUUGAUUUCGAACUUUAAUUAUACAUAUAAUUUUAUGUUAAACUGAUAAGUCUAUCUAAUUUUAAGCAAAGAUAUGUUUAAGGUGUAUAAAGGGUACCAUGAUAUACCUAUGUAAAUAAAUAUACACUAUAUGAGCAAAUAUAU